AACGACCUACAGUUUUAAUGGAAGAUAAACACUUGGAAGAAUUGGAAGAUCUAAAACCUCAAAAAGCUGAUCCUCAAUUUAUUAGAAGCAUUUUGAAAAAUGAAGAAUUCGUAUCAAAUAUACGAGAGGAAUACCUUUUUGUCUUAUUGAAAUAUAUCCUUGAAGAUAAAAAAUAUAAUGAUCUUGAAACUAUUCCCCUAGUUCCAUUAUUUAAUAAUAAAUUCGGAAAAUUUGAUAAAAGUAAAACAUAUUACAUUGCUUCAAAAGAACAAUUUAAAUUAUUUCCUAAUGCUGGUCCACGAUAUUUUAUUCCGAUUGAAUUAUUAAAGUCACAAAAAUUGUUACCAAAUUUUACUGAUGAAGAUUUUCGUAAAGCUACAAACAUUAAAGAGUUUGGAGAACCAACGAUUAAUAGCCUUUUAAAUCAAGAAAUAAAUAUUGCUUUGGAGAGAGAUUGGAAUUCAUCUGGUAUACAGAUUCCAAAUCAACAAUGGCUUAAUGAAAUAUGGAAACGUAUUAUUGACUCGGCCUUAGAACCUUAUAGUCCAUUUCCUCUAUUAGAAGUUUAUGAUCCAAAUAAUCAACGUAAACCUCAACUUAUUAGCUUAAAAAAUGCAGAAUCAAAACCGUUAAUCUAUCAUAAUUCUUCAACAAAUUCUGAUAUAAUUAAAACAUUGGCAAAUCUUGGAAUUCGAUUUACUAAACACCAACCUGAUAAAAAACUAUCUAAAUAUAUUUAUGAAUUAGGACCAUCUAAUGUUUUAUCGGUGAUAAAAAAAUAUCAAUGUGUUGAAAAAAAACUUUUCACUAACAAGAAAGAUAGAGAGGUUUUAUGCCAGUAUUUUUGUAAUGAUAUGAGUUUACAAUCAACUACAUCAGGAG
This is a messenger RNA of Dentiscutata erythropus, 882 nucleotides long. NCBI's taxonomy places the organism in Eukaryota, Fungi, Glomeromycota, Glomeromycetes, Diversisporales, Gigasporaceae. The record is from the annotation of a GenBank genome assembly.